Molecule: messenger RNA, 1850 nt
Organism: Tetranychus urticae (two-spotted spider mite)
Lineage: Eukaryota; Metazoa; Arthropoda; Arachnida; Trombidiformes; Tetranychidae
Biological process (GO): sensory perception of chemical stimulus
Source: RefSeq, a predicted model, not a curated record
AAAUCAAUAUUCGUAUCUUUUACAUUUGCAUUGAGAAUACAAUUUAAUUUCUGGCGAGUUUGGAAACUACUGGCAUCGAAGUAACCAUUACUUUAUCUUACACUCAAUAGAUCUGUAAACCAUGGAUGCUAACCAUGAUUCCAACUCAAUCAAUUCAUCCAUUGCUGAGCGCCGUGUCAAAUCAUCUCGUGUGGAAAGAGUUUCAACAGCUAAAUCAGAACGUCGACUGAGUAUUGUUUCUUGUUCAUCUCUUGUUGCUCGCCAUUUACUAGCUAAUGGAAAAGUACAGCCUGAAGAUGUGUUUUCCAUUGAAGAUAAUGAUCCAACCAACUUAACGGAUCACCAAGAUUCUGGAACACUUAUUGUAUUGAAAAAUCUAAUCUGGUCAAUGAGGAUUCUCGGUUUAUGGCCCAAGCCUCAUCCAACAUUUUUCGGUCGCCUGAAUCCUCAAGGUUGGGUCGUAUUCGUCUAUCUUCAUAUUUACGCAGUUCAUAAUGUGAUCAAUUGGCUAUUUACUUACUACAAAUACUCAGAUUUCACUAUUUUCUUGGAAAACGCUUCAAUGGUCAUUAGAACUGGAGCAACUGCAGUGACUUUUGAUCUUUUCUACCUCAAAUUUUUGGAAUCCAUUCGUUCGGUGAAACAACUGGGUGGCUUUCCCUUUGAAGAAGGUGGCAUUUGCCUGAUGGAAUUGAAAACACCGAUAAAUAUCAUUGUACUUGCCAGUUGGAUCUAUUUAGCAAUGGUUCUUGGAUUCACUUCUUGGUCAACUGCAACAAUGGGAGUUCAAAAAUUUAUGGAUUACUAUUUCUAUGGAUUUAGGGUUGGUCAUGUUAACGCUGUUGUUAUGAGAUUUUUAAUGGCUGGAGUUUGGAUUGCUCAUAUUGGAAUCACAUUGACGGCUGAAAUUUUCCUUAAAUCUUUUUAUGUUGCCUCGUGUUUGCUUUUGGGUAAAACUGCUCGUGCUUAUAAUGCGAUGGUUUCCCAUUUGGGUGAACAGGACGACUUGACUGGUGAAGAAAUGAAUAGAGUUAAUAAGCUACAUACACAGUUAACUGAUUUAGUUCAUGGCGUUGAUAAAACUUUCACGAUCAAAGCUUUCAUUUGGAUAUCAACCAUUUUUCUCAAUCUAUGCAUCAAGAUUGGAAUCAUUUGUAUUGCCACUGAUCCAAGCUGGGUUAGCAAUGCGUCUCUAGACAUCAUUAAUUAUCUUGUUAUUUUCAUUGUUAUUUCACUAACUGCUGCUGAUGUUUCCCUUCAAUGUGAAGUGUUACUUCCUUUGGCUCAUCGAUUGGCAGCUAAAGCUGACAUGAAAAAUUUGACCGUACUUUAUCAGGCUAAACUAAUGAUUGCUAAAAUGAGCCAUCCAAUUGCUAAAUUGACUGGAUGGAAAUGCUUUGUGCUUGAUCGUCCUUUUAUUUUAACGAUUACUGGAACAAUUUUGACCUACUCUGUUGUUUUGAUGCAAAUGAGUCGAUCAAUGGCCGCUCAGAGUAACUCUAAAAAUAUGAUUAAUGGGACAAACAUAGUAGCAAAAAAUAAUACAAUUUAAAAGCACAAUAACUUAACAUAACUGAUUGAUUGAUUGAUAUUUUGCUUGCCUAGACAGCAUAAUACAAUGGAUGGAUUCAAUUAUUUAUCUGAUCACUUCUGUUUGUUUGGAUGAUUUCUUGCUAGCAAAUUAUUUAUUUUAUUGAUUUUUCAUUGUAAAUUAUCAAACUGUUCAACUCUAAUUAUUUAUUCAUUGUAAUAUCAUCCAAAUGAAUUGACCUUGGUUUACUAAUCAUGUUUAGCUGUAAUAACCUAAAAUAGUUAUAAUAAAAAAGGAUUGUCCCGAUAUCUGAUUGCUU